GCAUCUUAGCAACCAACCACUUUAUUCAACACUGUCAAUAUUUGAAAACCACCCAUUAGGUUGAUGACAUUACUCAGCUUAAACACAGGAACAUCUGCUGUCAAAUUAAAGGCAGAAACGUGCUGAAACUCCCUGAGACUCUCAAUUUAUCAUCCAGAAGAUGAUGGCUUCUUCACUGGAAAUUCAGUUUAAGCAUAAAUUUGCAAUCAACCUUUACAUCAUUUGUAUUUCACUUGGAAUCAUUUCCUCGAUAUGUUGUGGUUGCUCUGACGAUGAAUGUCGCAACAUCAUAUUCAAGGAACCAGUUGCAAACAAGGCAAUGAAGAACCACGUGAUUAAGAGUGAGGAGGUGCCCAGUGAAGGCAGCUGUCGCUUGAUGUGCUAUAUGGAGCCCAAUUGUGUGUCCAUCAAUUUAGGAUCACUGGAGGAAGGAAAACACAAAUGCGAGUUGAACAACGCUACAGAUGAAAAACAGUUUGCAAAUUCUCUUGUAAAUAAACCGGCUUUUACCUAUCUUGCUAUCGAGAAUCUCUGUAGCAGCAGCCCAUGUUUGAACAAUGCAACCUGUCAAGCUGGAUUCACCAGUAAAGGAUAUCGUUGUAUCUGUCACCCUGGAUUCACAGGAACGAACUGUCGUAAAGGUAAAUUGAAAUAAUUAAAAAAUUAAAAAAAAAUUAAAAAAAUAAUAAAAUAAUGACUUAACUAAAAUACAAUAGAUAAAUUAAUUAAUCCAUUUAACACACAGGGGAAGAUCUUAUGAACUUUCCGUUUUCCAAAAUAUAUUGUCCUUUCUCAUCCAGUUACGUUUGUGAGGUGAACACCGAUUGCACGGCAAACUUCAGCUCUUU
Molecule: messenger RNA, 848 nt
Organism: Orbicella faveolata
Lineage: Eukaryota; Metazoa; Cnidaria; Anthozoa; Scleractinia; Merulinidae
Product: neurogenic locus Notch protein-like
Source: RefSeq, a predicted model, not a curated record